CCUUCCGUUCGACUUUCGUCGUGGAGGAAGAGAGCGUGAGAUUGCAACUAGAGAUUUUAAGUUUUUUUUCUUAUAAUUAUCCAGAUUUAUCAUUUCAGAAACCAGGCAGAAUCAAGUAUUCGAUUUAUGUAGGAGUUACCUUUUCUCAUUCAUCUCUGGUUGUUGUUUUUGUUGUCGAUCGAAGGAGCAAUAUAAGGCUUCAUCGGUUUGGAUUUCGGGCGGAAGGGAUGAGCUUCUGAUUAGGGUUUCCAUCUGAACCUAUAUAUAAGUAUAUGCCUUAAUUCUUCAACCCAUUUCGCUGAAUUGAAAGAAAUGCCUGGCAUCAGAGAUGUUUCGAGGGAAGAUUUUUAGUUGCAUGCUCCAUCUGGAUGGGGGAGAUCCUGAGAAAGUGUUUUGUUGACCGGGGUUAGGACAGGAUUUGGUGUUAGGGUUUGUAAAUAUGAUAAAGCAGAUACUUGGGAGGCUACCUCGGAAGCCUUCUUCGAAAUCGGCUCCUAAUGAUGCUGUUGACGGAGGUGUUGCCAGCGCCGUAGGUCAUGGUCUUAAUAACUCGAGAGCCUCUUCCGCUCCUGGGAAAUCUUCAAAUGCAAGCACUGGUCUUUCCCGUACUAACAAUGGGGCUUCCGCCCAGCAAUCCUCCACUACAAAUAAAACGAAUGGAGGAAAGAAAUCUCCGGCUUUUGCUUCCCAAGCGGGGCCUUUGCCGGUGUCUAGUGCCUACGAGGCACUUCCUAGCUUUCGGGAUGUUCCCAAUUCGGAGAAGCAGAAUCUAUUUUUUCGGAAGAUUAACAUGUGUUGUGUUGUAUUUGACUUCACCGAUCCUUCUAAGAAUCUCAAAGAGAAAGAUGUAAAACGGCAGACGCUGCUCGAACUUGUUGAUUACAUUUCCUCUGUUUCUUCCAAGUUCAAUGAGAUGAUGAUGCAAGAGAUUACAAAGAUGGUAGCUGCGAAUUUGUUCCGCACGUUUCCAUGUUCAAAUCACGAUAUCAAGCUCUUGGAAUGCUAUGACCCGGAGGAUGAUGAACCCACAAUGGAACCAGCAUGGUCUCACCUUGAGAUUGUUUAUGAGUUCUUCCUGAGGUUUGUGGCUUCAUCGGAGACAGAUGCGAAGCUGGCAAAGAGAUACAUCGAUCACUCAUUUGUGUUGAGGUUGCUUGACCUUUUUGAUUCAGAGGACCAAAGGGAAAGGGAAUACCUGAAGACAAUACUCCAUCGUAUCUAUGGCAAAUUCAUGGUGCACCGUCCAUACAUCAGGAAAGCCAUAAACAACAUCUUUUACCGGUUCAUUUUUGAGACCGAGAAGCACAAUGGGAUCGCGGAACUGCUCGAGAUCUUAGGCAGCAUAAUCAACGGGUUCGCAUUGCCUCUGAAGGAAGAGCACAAGCUUUUCCUUGUGCGGGCUCUGAUCCCGCUACACAAGCCCAAGUGUGUUUCUACAUAUCAUCAACAGCUUUCAUAUUGCAUAACUCAAUUUGUGGAGAAGGACUUCAAGUUGGCAGAUACAGUGAUUCGUGGUCUUCUAAAAUAUUGGCCUGUAACUAACAGUUCGAAAGAGGUUAUGUUCCUUAGUGAGCUAGAAGAAGUUCUAGAGGCCACCCAAGCAGCAGAAUUCCAGCGAUGCAUGGUACCUUUGAUCCGCCAGAUUGGUCGCUGCCUCAACAGCUCACAUUUCCAGGUAGCUGAGCGAGCAUUAUUCCUGUGGAACAAUGAUCACAUAAUAAAUCUCAUCACGCAGAAUCGUAAGGUGAUAUUGCCCAUAAUAUUCCCUGCCUUGGAGAGGAACACCCGGAGCCACUGGAAUCAGGCUGUCCAGAGUUUAACAUUGAACGUGAAGAAGAUCUUUACGGAUUCUGACCCAGAGCUUGUGGAGGAGUGCUUGGCGAAGUUCCAAGAAGAUGAAGAGAAGGAAAGGGAGACAAGGGAGAAACGGGAAUCAGCCUGGAAGCGCUUGGAAGAUGUGGCAGCCUCAAAGGCUAUUAGCAAUGAGGCUGUGCUCGUCUCCCGGUUUGUGUCAUCCCUGGCUGUUGCUUCCUCCACAAGUCCACGAGCUGCUGUUGGUAGUUAAGAGAGCCAUGAAUCCUGCAAAUCAUCUAAUACUUGGUGGUGGGAUCCCAUGGUGGAGUCUAGCUGAUGGUGGGUCACUUCUCUUUCCCCGUGUUUCUUCUACAUAUGUUUUUGUAUUACCUCCUGCAGGUUGCGAAGAAGAAGAUGGGGUUGUGUGGUUAUUGACUUGGUAUCCAUUUUGGGCUCUUCAGGCAACUAAUUGUAUGUAUCAUAAGGGAUUUGGUUAUAGAGGUAGUGUCUCUGCGGAUUUCCUACCUGCUGAUCGUUAUUUUAAUUAUUAUGUAAUGGUGAUGCAAGAGAUUCUGCUCUUUAUGCUUUUGCCCUGUGAAUUUUUUCCCUACUAGAGGCAUUCAAAGUUGCCCAAUUCGAAUGAAAUUUAAGGCUGUAUUUGUACAUAA
Molecule: messenger RNA, 2462 nt
Organism: Telopea speciosissima
Lineage: Eukaryota; Viridiplantae; Streptophyta; Magnoliopsida; Proteales; Proteaceae
Product: serine/threonine protein phosphatase 2A 59 kDa regulatory subunit B' gamma isoform-like
Exons: 3
Coding region: 440-2065 (541 amino acids)
Biological process (GO): signal transduction
Cellular component (GO): protein phosphatase type 2A complex
Molecular function (GO): protein phosphatase regulator activity
Source: RefSeq, a predicted model, not a curated record